AUCAUCGAAGUGCCUAUCAAAGACAGUCGGGAAGUGGUCACCAUUGAUCUUGAACAUGAAUUACCAGAAGAUCCAACAGAUCUGUGUACUUUGCUAGAGAAUGAAAGUGCUGAGUCUAUUUACUGGAUUUCAAUCGCCUCCGUCUAUGCCAAUAAAGGUCUUGUUAGUGAAGCUUUUGAAAUGAUGACUGAAGGGUUGAAACUUUAUAAAGAACUUGAUACUGCUGAUUUCCACACUUUCUUAGCCUGGUUACACAUAAGGCAAUCCAAGGUCGCUAAAACAUCUGACGAUCAAAGAGCUUCAUUGAAAAUGGCUUCAGAGUCUAUUAAACUGGCAUUAGCUGCUCAACCAACAAAUGUUUUGAAUAGAAUUGCUCAAGCUGAAAUUUCUUAUCAAUUGAAACAAUAUGACCAAGCUUUAGAUUUUUUUGAACGUAUUUUGAAAAAUGAUUCAAAAUCAACUGCAAAUGUCUUUGCAUUAACAGGUAAAGCAAAAACCUUAUUCCAUAAGAAGAAUUACAAUGCAAGUUUAAAGAUUUUUCAACAAGUUUUGAUUUUAAAUCCAUUAUUAAAACCUGAUCCAAGAAUUGGUAUUGGUAUGAAUUUUUGGAGAUUGAAUGAUAAAAACAUGGCUACCAAAUCAUGGGAAAGAGCUUUAGAAAUUGAUCCAGAAAAUCAAACUGCUAAAUUAUUACUCACAUUAUCUAAGUUUGAUAGUUCGUUCAAUUCUUUAACUGAUGAAGAUUUCAUUUCAAAUUAUUCAGCUGCUUUAAAUUCAUUGAAUGAAUUUGUUCAAAAAGAUUCAAAUAACCCAGUUACUUUAUUGAUUUUGGCAAGUUAUUACUAUUCCAAGAAUGAUUUGGAAUCAGUUUUGAAAGUUUCUCAAAAAGUUUUAUCAUCACCAAAUGCUUCACCAGAUUUAUUAUCAGAUGCUAAUUUUUGGAUUGCAAGAACUCAUUAUGAGAAUGGUGAUUUCAGUAAUGCACAAAAAUUCUUCACUGAAUCAUUGAAAUCAAACCCUGAUAGUUUAUUGGCCAAAUUAGGUGUUGGGCAAUCACAAUUCAACAGAAGUCUCCUUGAUGAUGCUAUUCUAACAUUUGAAAGUGUUUAUAAAAACAAUCAAAAGAUUUUGGAAAUUAAUUAUAUCUUGGGUAUACUAUAUUCACAAGAUGAAAAAAAUCAUGAAAAAGCUGUUCCUGUUUUAGAAAGAUAUAUUAGAUUAUCCAAAGAUAAAAAUGAACCAGUUGCAUUGAAUGCAUAUUUGACACUUUCAAGAUUACAUGAAAAUAAAGAUAACUCACAGUCAUUAUCACUUUUAUCAAAAGUUAUUGAUAUUUUAAAGAAAAGAGGAGAAGAUGUCCCAGUGGAAAUAUUAAACAAUUUGGGUGUUUUCCACUUCAUCAAAGGUAACCCAGAAUCUGCAAAUACUUUCUUUAAAAGUGCUUUUGAAGCCAAUCAAUCCGAGGAUUUGAACAUCACUUUAAAUUAUAACAUUGCAAGAACUGAGGAAAAUUCAAAUACAGAAGAUUCAAUCUCCAAAUAUAAUGAUAUUUUGGAAAAAUCACCAGGUUAUAUCUAUAGUAAGAUUAGAUUAUUAUUUUUACAAAUAAUAAGUUCAGAUGUUAAAAAUGAUGAAGAGUUGGAGAAGAAACUGAAUGAUCUUUUGCAAUCACAUGUUUCAAACUUGGAAGUUCGUGCUUUUUAUAGUUGGUAUUUGAAAAGAACUAAUAGAUCAAGUAAUGAUAAAGGUGAAAACUUGGAAAGUAAACAUAACAAGGAAACUUUGGUCAAAUAUGAUUCACAUGAUACUUAUGCUUUGAUCUCAUUAGGUAAUUUGUAUUGUGCAAUUGCCAGAGAAAUCAAAGGUAAAACUCCACAAGAUAUUGAAAAGAAAAACCAAUCAUAUGUUAGAGGUGCUCAAUUGUUUCAAAAAGUUUUAUCAAUUGAUCCAAAUAACGUUUUCGCUGCCCAAGGUAUUGCCAUUAUAUUUGUGGAAAAUAAACAUUCAAAUAUUGCAUUAGAAACUUUUAGAAAGAUUAGAGAUGCUAUUGAUGAUGUUUCAGUCUAUAUCAAUCUUGGUCAUUGUUUAAUCGAAGUUGGUCAGUAUUCGAAAGCCAUUGAAAGUUAUGAAAUUGCAUUGAGAAGAUAUGGUGAUGAUACAAAAGAUUCAAGAUAUUUAACAUUAGUUGGUAGAGCCUGGUUUGCUAGAGCUAGUGCAGAAAAAUCAUUGGAAAGUUUUUUGAAAUCUUUAGAAUAUUCCAUUAAAGCUUUAGAUGUUGCUCAAAAUACCAAUUUGAAAAAAUUGAUACCUUCUUUGAAAUAUAAUGUUGCGUUUGUUCAAUUCAAUAUUGCUCAAUUCAUUCAAAAGCAAAAUAUUGCUAAAAGAACAGUUGAUGAUAUUAAUAAGGCUUUAGAAGGGUUGAAAGAAGCUAUUGAUACUUUGAACGAUUUAGCUAAUGAUAAAUAUCCACCAUAUCCUGCAGAAAUCUUGAAACAAAGAGCUAGUAUGGGUACAAACACAUUGAUUAAUCAAUUGGAAAGAGCCAUCAAGGAACAAAAAGAGUAUGAAAUUAAAUUUGAACAUAGGUUGAAAGAAGCUCAAGAAUCUAGAGAAAAAGAGAGACAAAAGGCUGAAUUGGAAGAACAAAGAAGAAAAGAAGAAGAAGCUAAAAAAGAGGCUCAAUAUAGAGAAGAAUAUUUGAAAUUACAAGAACAAGCCAAAGAAUGGGAAAGAGAACGUGAAGCUUUCGUUGAACCUUCAUUUGAUGAACAAGAUGGUAAAAAACCAAGAAAGGGUAAAAAAACCAAGAAUGCAAUCAAUACAGAUGAUGAAUUAAGUGGUGAUGAUGAAAAACCUGUUAAAAAGACUAAAAAAUCAACAGGUAAAAGAUCAAAGAGAAAGAAGGAUGAAAAUGCAACCAAUGGUAAUGUUGAAGGUGGUGAUCCAGAACCUAAAAAGAGAAAAUUAACAUCCAAGAAGUAUUUAUCUGCUGAUAUUAUUGAAGAUAGUGAUGAAGAUUUAGAAGAUUUUGAUGAAUCGAAAUUAGGCGGUGAUGAUGAAGAA
Hansenula anomala is the source of this 3063-nucleotide messenger RNA. RefSeq names its product Ctr9p (gene CTR9). The annotation marks the transcript as partial. NCBI's taxonomy places the organism in Eukaryota, Fungi, Ascomycota, Saccharomycetes, Phaffomycetales, Wickerhamomycetaceae. Gene Ontology annotation, molecular function: RNA polymerase II complex binding. Gene Ontology annotation, cellular component: Cdc73/Paf1 complex. The record is from RefSeq and is a predicted model, not a curated record. The transcript has a single exon. Gene Ontology annotation, biological process: regulation of DNA-templated transcription.